GCUAUUGGACAAACCACAAAUAAUCUUACACAGUUGAAGAGUAUAAUCAGUGGCAAGAAUAAGGGAGGUCUUGAGGAGUUAAAGAAUGCUGCCUCGGAAAUGGGCUUUACAGUGUCUGAUAAUGAUAGAGGAGGAAAUUGUCUGUUCCAUGCUUUAGCAGAACAACUGGAAAUUGUUAAAGGAAUUACAAUUAAACAUGAAGAAUUAAGAAAAACCUUAGUUGGGUACCUGGCAGGAAAUCCAAAAUUGGAAGAUGGAACUGAUCUGUUUAGACUUUUAAACAUGGAUCAACAAAGCCGUUUUGGUACAUGGGAAUCCUACCUAAAACACAUGGAAAGGGAUGGUAUUUGGGGUGAUGAAAUGAUGAUAAAUGCAGCAGCAAACGACUACAAGACCAUUAUUAAUGUGCUCAGUUUUCCUGGUAGCAGACUGGUAAUUCCCAUCUUGCCACAAUGUAAAGUUUGGCUGGGGCACAUAUGUGAUUGCCACUUUGUCAGCCUUCUUAAAGCACCAGUAUCUCAAUCCCAACAAUCUAUCAAGGAGACUCAAAAGGAAGAACAUCAAGAAUUGAGGGACAAGCAGGGGGAACUUAUGUCUGCGGCAGAUCAUGUAGUUCACCCUACCAUUUAUCAAACACAGGAAGAAUUGACUAAGGACAGGGGCCAACUUACUAUGUGUGAAGAAAGACCACAGCACAAGCAGACAUCCCUCAGUGGCCUCAACUCCACUAAGAAAAGUGCAAACUGGAGCUCUCCACAGAAGAACCAGAUAUAUCCUGCUGCAUACAAAGUAAAUGAUUCUGAUACAGAACCUUCUGAGGAAAUAGUGCGCAUUGGUAAAUUUGAUCAGAAAGAUCUACCAUACCUCGCGUUGGACAUGCUCGUCACAGGGAAAUGGAGAAAUAUUGCAGUAGAUCUAGACGUGCCAGUUGAUGAACUCAAUUGUAUUGACAACAGCGACGAAUAUGAAAAGUGUUACAAGAUGUGGAAGACUUGGAUAGAGCGAAAUGGUGACGCAGCUUCUUACAAAAAACUAGCAGAAGUCUUAAAAGAUCACGAGUUGCAAAUUAUUCGUGAAAACUAUUGUCUUGAAGGGAACCAUCCACCAUUACAAGAAACUGUGGCUACAAGUACAUCCGAAAAUGUGAAACAGGGAAAGAUAGAUGACAAAGAUUUUAUGAAAAUUGCCAAAACAAUUCAAGGAAAACGAUACAGAUUAGGCCGGGUGCUUGGUGUACGAGAUAGUGAAUUGGAGCAAAUAACGGCAAAAGAUCCGGGCGACAUUUGGGAACAGUCCUACCGGAUAUUGAAAAAAUGGCAAUCAGCAAAUGGGAAACGUGCCACUUUCACUGCACUUGCAAAGGCCUUACGUGACCGUACCGUUGCCUUGAAAGAAGUCGUGGAGGAAUUCUGCCUUGUUAAGUGACGGAAGAACUGUGAUUAGACGCACAUCUGUUAUCACCGCUAACAAGGGAAUAGUAAAACCUUCCAACUUGUUAUUAAUGAUGCUAAAAGGUUUUUUUAUUUUUCAAGUACAUUUUUAUUUUUUUUUUUUUCAUUAUGACAAAGCGUAGAUGGCUGCCUUAAACUGCCUUUUCAGAGUUUUCUGUAAUGUACUUUUCAUUCAAUUCGAGUAGAUCUAAUGGUUCUCAAAUUAUCGAUGCUUCAGACUAGUGCCACUGCACUAGUUGUUUUUAGGAUUUGUUUUUAUUUAGAGUACUAUUGCGAUUUAAUGAUAAUUUUGUAUUCAGCGAAAACAGUUUGUAAUGUUUCCUGUAAGAGACUGUAUCUUUGACUGAAUUUAUCGCUAAACUGCGAUGCAUGUACCGUUUUUCAACGACCUUAUUUUCUUGAGCUAUGUUUAACUACAAGAAUCUAGAGAUUCUUCAUCCAAACUAGACGCUAUUAAAGCGUUAAAUCGACCUUCCAAAGGGAUUUGUUGUGUAAUGAAUAGUCGAUUUUACAUGCAAGGUCGUAAUUAAGUGUGCGUAGCUGGCGGUUUUCUUGGGGGAGCGCCUGAGCAAGUUGCGAGGCCGCAAGGGGAAAGAAAAACAACCAAAA
Messenger RNA from Stylophora pistillata, 2060 nucleotides. RefSeq lists its product as uncharacterized. Lineage: Eukaryota; Metazoa; Cnidaria; Anthozoa; Scleractinia; Pocilloporidae. The record is from RefSeq and is a predicted model, not a curated record.